Periophthalmus magnuspinnatus is the source of this 3090-nucleotide messenger RNA. RefSeq lists its product as uncharacterized. Bases 33 to 1388 code for a protein of 451 amino acids. The transcript is spliced from 6 exons. The record is from RefSeq and is a predicted model, not a curated record. Gene Ontology annotation, molecular function: protein binding. NCBI's taxonomy places the organism in Eukaryota, Metazoa, Chordata, Actinopteri, Gobiiformes, Gobiidae.
GCCCCGGAAAGGUUCGGCCCGGCUCGGCCUCGAUGGAGGAGCUGCCGCCUGAAGUAGUGGUCCACAUUCUGAGCUUUUUAAACACGGCGGAUAAACACGCGGUGCGCUGCUGCUGCCGCUCCCUGCAGCUCCUCUCGGAUCACCCGGCUCUGUGGCGCGGAGCCACGGUCUUCCUCACCGACCUGCGCCGCUACACUUACGGCUUCUGGGACACGCUGAGCCGCCGCAGGAUCACCAGAGUCGCGGUCCGUCACCUUCGCCGUAAAGAGUGGCGUCGCCUGAUCACGUUCCUGCCCUCUUUAACCGCCAUCGUGUUUGUGGACGGAGGGCGGCUCUACAGAGAGAAGUACCUGGUGAACCUGUCGCGAUUCCCAGAGCUCCGAGAUCUGGGAGUUCGGAACGCCACGUGGGAAGAACGCAUGCUGAGCUGGAACCUGGCCGACCAGCUACGAGAGCGCCUGACCCACCUGAGUGUGUGUAACGUUCGCCUGCCUUGGCCCGUGGAGUUCGUCUCUGCCGCGUCUCGUCUCAUAAACCUCCGUUCGUUGCUGUUCCACCAACAUGCCGAGGGGCUAGGGGGCGCUACCAUCCGGCCAGUGCCCUGCUCGGCCUUCCACACGCUGCUACAAAAGCUGACACAUCUGAAGCACCUGUCCUGGGGUAUGAAGGGAGAGCCACCGGAGCCUCUGGAGGAAGACUACUUCAGCCCUCCAGACCCACAGCUCUCAGAUGAGGAGGAGUGGCGUUACGGUGGCCCCUCCCUCACCUCUCUGGAGCUGGUGGAUUACCCAGAGGCCAUCCUCCCUGAAAGCGCUCUGGAGAAUCUGUCCUCUCUGCGCUCUCUCACCGUCAGAUACAAGUCCAUCCACCAGGGACUCGAGUGUAGACUCAAGCACUGGCUCUCCCCCCUCACACAGCUGCAGGAUCUCACCAUUGCUGGAGGCCACGCGAUCUCAAACUACGCGUGCUCAAUUCCCCCCACAGUGACCCGGCUGACCCUGCGUUUGACCCUGACACUGAAAGACAUGGAGAUCAUCGCACCCAGAGUCCCGGGCCUUAUGCACCUCGACAUAGAGCAGAACCGCUCCAGUGGCUCCAUCUGCAGGCGGAUCCCAGCACUGUUCCCACACCUAAGGACGCUGCGCAUACGGUUUUUACGCCGUGAGCCGGAGAAGGACCUACUAAACCUGCACCGACUGCAGCACCUGGAGAGACUGGAAGUGUUUGUGGACCGCUGCUGCCUCAACGGGAAGUACUGGCCCACUCCCUUUGUCAAGACACUAAUCGAACAACUGCAAGAACUCACCCAGAACCGAGUCCAAGUCUGCACCCAGAGGCCCCCAAGAGACAUGCUACGGGACUGUGACUGUGUUCACGAGGACUACUGAGGGUGCGGGGCCUAAGACACACCUGAACACAGGAUGGCCUAAAGUGCACCUGUACUGAGAGGCAAGAGUUUAAGACUCACCUGUACAGAGGGAGAGGAGCUUAAAACUCACCUGCACUGAUGGGGAGGAGCUAAUAUGCACUUGUACUGAGGAGGAGGGACCUAAGGCUCACCUGUACUGAGGAGGAGGGGGCCUAAGGUUUACCUGUACUUAGGAGGAGGGGCCCAUGGCUCACCUGUACUGAGGGGGAGGAGCUAAGAUGCAGUUGUCACACCGGAAUGAGGAGGGGAGUAAGGCUUACCUGUACUUAGGAGCAUGAGCCUAUGGCUCACCUGUACUGAGGAGGAGGGGCCUAUGGCUCACCUGUACUUAGGAGGAGGGGCCUAUGGGCUCACCUGUACUGAGGAGGGGCCUAUUGGCUCUCCUGUACUUCGGAGGAGGGGCCUAUGGCUCACCUGUACUGAGGAGGAGGGGCGUAAGGCUCACCUGUACAGAAGGGGAGGGGUCUAAGGUGCUCUUGUACAAAGUGCUUUUGCUGAACUGGAAAAGACUUUAUUUUUUGUAGUUUUUUGGUUGGCUAAAGUAAGUCAUAUGUUUUCCGCACUUCGCAGCUCUCAAAAUGAUAAGAAUCUCUUUGUAAUAAUUAUGUUUUGGGCCUGAAUGAUUUUGCAAAUAACCUAGUUGCAUUUUUGACAUUUCUUGCAUUUAUUCAGCAAUUACCUUUGCAAUAAUUCAGCUCAACAGUGACCUCUCACAGCUUGGUUCAUCAUGUAAAUUUCCUAUUCAUUUUUCCCAAAGACUUUCUAAAAAAAAAAAAUGAUAUUAAAAGUUUGAAAGCUCAGGGCUAAUCGGCUAUGUAGUAACUUAUCAGCAAAGCCAUUUCCACUGUAAUGUGAAAAAAAUCACAUAAUCUUGACAGAUCCGUUAGUGGACAGGUAGCUGCAGGUGGAUGUCAUUGACGAAAUGUUAAACAUUUGUGGUAAAGAUGACUCCCAUUAUUUUUAGGUGAAGAUUAUUUCAGUCUGUUGUGUUAUUUAAAUAUUUAUUAGGGUCCAAAAUUGGCAUUAGCAUUAGCCCUGACACACAAAGAUGUCCCUUUGUAAACACAGAAGAGUCCUUCAGUCAGGGAUUACAGCAGAAAUGGUCGGGCCGACUGUCCCUCUGAUUGGAGUGAUUUUUCUACCAUUGUUCACAGAGCCAAUCAAGGACAGAGCAGUGGGCGGAGCUAGGGGGAAGGUGGAUUAUCUGAGCACUCAAGCCUCAAAUGCUGGAUGAUACAGGUUUACUCAAACAUGCAUGAAUUAAUCGAAGGGCAUCUGACACAAAGGGAUUCUUUUAGAUACAUUUUUCAUUUGAGUUAAACUUUUUUUCAUAGAAUUCCCCUCAAAAUUCUAAAAUUUCAAAAUGUAAUUCACUAUAGUGUAAUUGUAAUUCAGAUUUCGAAAGUAAAUCUGAAACGCAUAUUUCGGCUUAUUUUCUGCUGCUUUUUUCAUUUUAAAUGUAUGGAUACAAUGGUAUUUAGGUAUUUACUUUCACAAUGAAAAGUCUGGCGCUCGUGCAGCGUUGAAAAUGGCCAAAUGUAUUUAUUUUGUACAAAUGUUUAGUUGAGUCAUUUUGAUUAUGAAUUGUCUCUUUCUGACAGAAAAAUUAAAUUCUAAAAUUGCAAAUUCAAUUGAAUAUGGUCAGACUGACUAUCCACACA